GCGUGGACGAAUUCCACGGUCUGAACUGUUUAGUUCUGUCAAUAUUCCUACUCUGCAGGUAGGAGCGAAGAGGGGACGCAGUAGAGUCUACUACAAAGGACACGUCUGUCUAUAAAGGUGUAUGUGGCCACAUUCUCUCCUACCUCUGCCGUGAAAAUGCCUUUUCUGGGCAAGGACUGGAGGUCACCAGGAUUGAGCUGGACCAAGACAGAGCAUGGCUGGACGAGGACUGACCUCUGUGGACACAAGUUGCAGGAUAACAACAGAGUCUUGAAUCCAAACAGGCUCUGCAGUGACAACAAAGAAAAUGUGCUUGUGGAAGACGUGUGUGAGCUCGCCACAACAAAGAGGAAAAAGGAGUUCCAUAACAAUAACACCAAAUCUCAGUUUGUCUACAGUGAUAAGUGGAUCUAUGUGCUGAAAGGGUACUCAAAAGAGCGACCUGGAUAUUGCACACUUGGGGAAGCGCUGAACCGCCUUGACUUUUCCAUGGCCAUCCAAGACUUGAGAAGGUUCGACUAUGUUGCAAAACUUUUCCAGCUAAUAGCCAGGUCUAAACUAUCAUCUUUGAGUGGAGCGGCACAGAAAAACUAUUUCAAUAUACUGGAGAAGAUUGUACGAAAGGUCCUCGAUGACCAUUACAAUCCUCGCCUUGUUAGGGAGCUGCUGCAAGAUCUGAGCCUGACGCUGCAGGAUCUGAAUAUCUACGCGGGCCGGUGUGUCCUCGUGGGCAACGUCAACAUCUGGUUUGACAGAAUAGAGACCAUUCAAAACUGGCAGCAGCAGCUAAAUAAUCUGCAGGUUCCCGAGAAACUAUACAGUGGCAUAUCAUUCGACGACUUGCCACUGCACAUGCAGAAUAAGAUCUUCUUCAAUUUAUCAGAUGCGUGUGACAUCGUUAACCUAGGAAAGGCCUCGUCUUCUCUGCUCAGCCUCAGUGAGAACCGGAUUCUGUGGAAGGAACUGUGCCACUUUCACUUCUCAGACAAAGAGUUCUGUAGGAAUUUGGUCCUGACCAAGGCUGACAACUUAGACUGGAAGCUAAUGUACUUCACCUUGAAGAAAUACUACCCCAUGAGGGAGCAGUACGGCGACACCCUGCACUUCUGCAAACACUGUCACGUCCUCUUCUGGAAGGAUCACCACCUGGCUUUAUUAUUCAAGGACAGUGGCCAUCCAUGCACUGUUAAUGAUCCGGACAGCUGCGUCAUGCCUGUCUCUCCACAGCACUUUAUUGACCUCUUCCAAUUUUAAAGCCUCCAUGCUGCUCUCCAAGCCAAGCAUCUGUGUACCCUCAUUCUCAAAGACCCAGGAGUGUGCGUACUUUUACUUUAAGACUUUUUUAUAGAAAAUACAAAGGGCUUUGAUUUAGAAAAAAGAAACCUUCACGCACAAAUGUUUUUCAUAAGAAAGGUUCAAUCCUUGUUGAAGUUUAAGAACGUUGGUAGUACCAAUACAGUAUGUCUGAAUCAAAAUAAAUGUUUGUUAAAUCAGACAGAAAAAAUAAAAAAAUAACUAUGUAAAUGUAAUUAAUAUUACAAAUGAAUUUACACGCGAAAGAGGUUGUAGCAUGUUUAUGGUCCAUUACUAGUGAUUAGUCUGUAAAAGGUUUUUUCUCCAAAUAUCAAAAGUAGACAUUUACGACGUGUCAUGAUACGAUGACUCGUGGCUGUGACGGUUUAUUUGAACUAUUCAAACUGACUUUUUCAUACAGUUUAUCUGCAAUAAGUGAUUGCAUGUCGUGUCGGACUCUCUGUUUACAUACCGUAUGUUGUCCUUUGUGAAUUCGUGCUCUGUUGAACGCAUCGACACUGAGAGAAAAUAGCGUUUUAAACUCCUGAAGCCGGACAAAUAUUUAUACUGCCAAUGUACUUUUGUCAAAACUGUCCAGUAACAAAUGGAGGAAAUGUUAAAAAAAAAAAAGGGAAGAAGAUUUUGUAUCCCUAAUUUUGUAUUGCUCCUUUACUGUUCUACUCUUUAUGGUGAAUUAUGAAUUUUAUGGGAAUGGGAGUAGCUUAUUAAAACGAUAAUAUUUUAAAAAAAA
Solea senegalensis (Senegalese sole) is the source of this 2044-nucleotide messenger RNA. RefSeq names its product F-box protein 25 (gene fbxo25). Lineage: Eukaryota; Metazoa; Chordata; Actinopteri; Pleuronectiformes; Soleidae. Gene Ontology annotation, biological process: protein ubiquitination. The transcript is spliced from 11 exons. Gene Ontology annotation, cellular component: SCF ubiquitin ligase complex; cytoplasm; nucleus. Gene Ontology annotation, molecular function: protein binding. The coding region runs from base 157 to 1254 and encodes 365 amino acids. The record is from RefSeq and is a predicted model, not a curated record.